UACUGCUCUUGCAUUAGGGAUUUUUUGUAUCUAUCCUUUGGUAUAGACUUCUAAGCUAUAGCAAAAAAGGAUAUGAUCCAGAAGAGAGAGCGCAGUCGCAAACAAUAUUUGGGAGUGAAACCACGUGUGUGUGAAAGCGAAUUGUGAAGCAAAAUAAAAUCGGAUAUUAACGAAACAGUUCUACCUUAAACGGCGUAAAGUGCUAUCGUGUCAGUUGUUUCGUGAACAGUGCUUCUUAUAAAAAAUAUACAAAGUCACUGUAAGUGUAGACCGAAACAGGAACAACAUGGCGAACCGUAAUCGUUCUCAUAAAAGUGGUGCUUUCUAUCGCAAGGCGGCAAAUCAUAUGAAAAUGAAAGUGAACAAAAAGGAUAAAAUGGAGGCUGGAUCGAGUCGUCAAAAACAACAUGACGUACCUGCCAACUCAUGCACUACUGCAGAACCUCAUGAAGAAGAAAUGCAGCAAGUGCAUUUCCCAGCAAAGCAACAUGACGUACCUGCCUCAUGCACUACUACAAAACCUGAUGAAGAAGAAAUGCAGCAAGUGGUAACAGAGGAGUUACCGGAACUGUCUGACUUUACCAACGCAGACGAAAGUUUCUCUGACACCAGCGAUGUGGAAGACGACAGUGUUCGCAACAUAGAUACUAUGUCAAUCGAAGAUGGCCUUCGAUUUUGGGCGUUGUCGAGCAAUGCACCGCAUAGUUCCGUCAAUAUGGUUUUAAAAUUGUUUAAAAAAGCAAACGUUAAAGUUCCGUCAACUGCAAAAACUUUGUUGAGGACGAAACGUAAUCCAUCGUCGGAAAUAAAAGAGAUUGGCGGUGGACAGUAUUGGUAUCGCGGAAUCACAAAAUGCUUGCUUAAUUAUUUUCGAACUAAAAAGCCUUCUUCGACAACUUUUUCAUUGACUGUUUCAGUAGAUGGUUUACCAUUGCACAACAGUAGUAGCAUGCAAUUUUGGCCCAUAUUAUUUAAAAUCAACGAACUACCCAAAGCACCGGUUAUGACAGCCGCUAUCUUCUGUGGUCUUAAAAAGCCGGAUAGCAUCGAUGAGUAUCUCGGGCCGUUGGUAAAAGAAUUAAACCUUUUGCAUUCUAACGGAAUCAAAAUCAACGGAGAACUUAUCACCAUUACGCUAAGUGCUAUCGUUGCUGACACUCCAGCCAGGGCUUUUAUAAAAGGUAAUCAAGAAACAUAAUUUUAUGCAUAUAAACGACCAGCAAAAUUAUUUAUAUUUUAUUU
Anopheles merus is the source of this 1242-nucleotide messenger RNA. RefSeq lists its product as uncharacterized. NCBI's taxonomy places the organism in Eukaryota, Metazoa, Arthropoda, Insecta, Diptera, Culicidae. The record is from RefSeq and is a predicted model, not a curated record. The transcript has 4 exons. The coding region runs from base 287 to 1198 and encodes 303 amino acids.